UAUCAUUACAAAUCUCAAUUAGAAUUUAGAAGAGAGUGAGAGAGAACACUCCUUGAGCUCCACACAUCACAAAAACACUCUUGUGAAAACCCUUCUAGCCUAAAGCCUUGCUAAUAAACACUAACAUGGCCUCCCAAUUUGCUAGGGAUGUAAAAUGCAAGAGACUAAUGCACUGUGCAGCCUCUUAUGGAGAAAGAGGAAGCCAUUGUUCACUGUCUCGUCGCCAAAACUAUGGAUACCAUCCAAUCCAACCCGAAGAAGAGAACUUCAAUGAACAUCAUAAUCAUAAUAAUAAUAACUUUAACUUGGGAUGUGAAAAUGGUGCAAAACGUGGCACAAACCGAGGUAGACAACAAGCACAAAAGCUUCACAGGUUGGGCUUCUCGUACCUUGCAUCAUCUUUUCUUUACUUAGUCAUAAAGGUUAAAGCUUUCUACAAUGGGUUCCUUGGAGAUGUUACUGGUGAAGCCAAAAUGGGCAUUGAAGCACCUACUGAGGCAUAUUUCUCAGUGCCAGUUCUUCCAAAUUAACAAAGCUCCUCCUUUCUAGUAGUGGCAACAUGUUCUCGAUAUGUGUCUAGUUCACUAGUAUAUUAAUUAUCUGAAUGUUUAUAUUAUUAUUAAAAUUGAGUAGAACUUCGUAAUUAUGUUGCUGGCUAGAGUUGUACUUCUAUGCGCAGGUUUCUUAAAGAAGUUCCCUGCUAGCUUUUGAAGUAAAAAUACAUUUUUUGGGAACUGAUAAACAUGUAAUGAUGUAAUAAAUAAACUUUGAACAUAAUGUUACUAGUAUUUCGUUCUACA
Glycine soja is the source of this 800-nucleotide messenger RNA. RefSeq lists its product as uncharacterized. Lineage: Eukaryota; Viridiplantae; Streptophyta; Magnoliopsida; Fabales; Fabaceae. The record is from RefSeq and is a predicted model, not a curated record. The transcript has a single exon. The coding region runs from base 126 to 530 and encodes 134 amino acids.